This is a messenger RNA of Mercurialis annua (annual mercury), 559 nucleotides long. RefSeq lists its product as uncharacterized. NCBI's taxonomy places the organism in Eukaryota, Viridiplantae, Streptophyta, Magnoliopsida, Malpighiales, Euphorbiaceae. Bases 65 to 559 code for a protein of 164 amino acids. The record is from RefSeq and is a predicted model, not a curated record. The transcript has 2 exons.
UUUAUUAUUCUUUUAGGCUGACGAGCUCGGCCGCAAGCCUACCGCAACGGAGCUGUAUACUCGGAUGCACUCCACGAAAGCUGACAAGGGUGUCAUGGUAGACAAGAGGGCCCAAGACAUGAGUGAUGCAAUUGCUCAGAGACUUGCUGCUGCAUCGCAGCCGCCGACCGGAGAGGGUGGUUCGUCUAGCACAGCAGAAGUCGACGAGACGCAGCUAUUUCUAGAUAUCGAGGGCGUCAACAAGAAGCGGCGUGUCUACGGGUUGGGUUCAGCGACUAGUGCGUACGUGGAUACGACGACGUCUAGUAGGGCGAGGACCAGGUCCACACAGUCACAGCGAACUGAGGAGGAGAUCGAGCGGCGUGUGCGGACGGGGAUCCAGGACGGACUGCGCCAGAUUACCACUGAGGUGGAGGAUCUCCGUGCCCAGCAGGCGAGAACCAAUGAGAGGAUGGCCGGGAUUAUUCAGGCCGAGAUGGCGAAGAUGAUGCAGACUCUUCCUCCGCAGUAUCGCCCACCCCCAGGUCCUUCAGACGAUGACGAUACUCCGACUUCGUAG